AUGUUGCACUACGCUGAGCCGCAUCUCAUGUACGAGAUCUGGCUUUGCGAUGCCCUGUUGAUCAUCGUCCUCGGCUUCUUGAACCCGGUCCAGCCUCAGGAGGAUUUUGCCCGAGCCGGUCGUCCAAGUGGCAAGUUAUGGACGCCUUGUGAGACAUCAUCCGUCCGAGAACCAGCGAUUGAGAUCUGCAGGUCUUUUGAAUAUCAGCUUCAAAAUCUCUGGGCUCCUUCACCCGUGCAUCAGUGGGCAAUGCCUCUGGCGCUGGCAGAUGUCACCCUCCAAUCCACGGAUCCAAUCAAAGCGUGGGUCCUUCGCCAAAUUCUAGCUGCCCCAGACCGUCGGAGGGUUCCAUGGCUUUGGUUCAUUGAAUGGCUCUUGGGACAAAAUCGAGAGGCGCCUGUUAACUUGUUUGCCAGUUGGCCAGUCAGGAGAUCUGGAUCUGGCAGUCUUGGAUUCUGA
Zasmidium cellare ATCC 36951 is the source of this 459-nucleotide messenger RNA. RefSeq lists its product as uncharacterized. NCBI's taxonomy places the organism in Eukaryota, Fungi, Ascomycota, Dothideomycetes, Mycosphaerellales, Mycosphaerellaceae. The transcript has a single exon. The record is from RefSeq and is a predicted model, not a curated record. The coding region runs from base 1 to 459 and encodes 152 amino acids.